Perognathus longimembris pacificus (Pacific pocket mouse) is the source of this 1793-nucleotide messenger RNA. RefSeq names its product phosphoglycerate dehydrogenase (gene Phgdh). The record is from RefSeq and is a predicted model, not a curated record. Lineage: Eukaryota; Metazoa; Chordata; Mammalia; Rodentia; Heteromyidae. The transcript is spliced from 12 exons. The coding region runs from base 78 to 1679 and encodes 533 amino acids. Gene Ontology annotation, biological process: L-serine biosynthetic process. Gene Ontology annotation, molecular function: NAD binding; phosphoglycerate dehydrogenase activity.
CAGCAGGGGCCCGCCAGUUACCCGGCCCGCCGCCCGAGCUCAGUCGCCUGCUGCUCGACCCCGAGGCCUAGGGCACCAUGGCCUUCGCCAGCCUGCGCAAGGUGCUCAUCAGCGACAGCCUGGACCCCUGCUGCCGGAGGAUCCUGCAGGAUGGGGGGCUGCAGGUGGUGGAGAGGCAGAACCUGAGCCAGGACGAGCUCAUCGCCGCGCUGCGGGACUGCGAAGGCCUUAUCGUCCGUUCAGCCACCAAGGUCACCGCGGACGUCAUCAAUGCAGCAGAGAAGCUCCAGGUGGUGGGCAGAGCCGGCACGGGCGUGGACAACGUGGACCUGGAGGCGGCCACUAGGAAGGGCAUCCUGGUCAUGAACACCCCGAAUGGGAACAGCCUGAGUGCUGCAGAGCUCACAUGCGGGAUGAUCCUGUGUCUGGCCAGGCAGAUUCCACAGGCGACAGCAUCCAUGAAGGAUGGCAAAUGGGAGCGGAAGAAGUUCAUGGGAACAGAACUGAAUGGAAAAACCCUGGGGAUUCUUGGCCUGGGCAGGAUUGGGAGAGAGGUGGCCACCCGGAUGCAGUCCUUUGGGAUGAAGACUGUAGGCUAUGACCCCAUCAUUUCUCCAGAAGUCUCAGCCUCCUUUGGCGUGGUGCAGCUGCCCCUGGAAGAGCUCUGGCCUCUCUGUGACUUCAUCACGGUGCACACGCCUCUUCUGCCCUCCACCACUGGCUUACUGAAUGACAGCUCCUUCGCCCAGUGCAAAAAGGGAGUGCGUGUGGUGAACUGUGCCCGAGGCGGGAUUGUGGACGAGGGUGCUCUGCUUCGGGCGCUGCAGUCUGGGCAGUGUGCGGGAGCCGCGCUGGACGUGUUUACAGAAGAGCCACCGCGGGACCGGGCACUAGUGGACCAUGAGAAUGUCAUCAGCUGUCCCCACCUGGGUGCCAGCACCAAGGAGGCCCAGAGCCGCUGUGGGGAGGAGAUCGCCAUGCAGUUCGUGGACAUGGUGAAGGGGAAGUCCCUGGCGGGGGUGGUGAACGCACAGGCCCUCACCAGCGCCUUCUCCCCGCACACCAAGCCCUGGAUCGGCCUGGCGGAAGCUCUGGGAGCCCUGAUGCGUGCUUGGGCUGGCUCCCCCAAGGGGACCAUCCAGGUGGUGACACAGGGGGUGUCUCUGAAGAACGCCGGCAGCUGCCUGAGCCCCGCAGUCAUGGUUGGCCUUUUGAAAGAGGGAUCUAAGCAGGCGGAUGUGAACUUGGUGAAUGCCAAGCUACUGGUUAAAGAGGCUGGCCUCAAUGUGGCCAUGUCCCAUGCGCCUGCAGCAGCUGGGGAGCAGAGCAGCGCUGAAUGCCUGCUGACCGUGGCGCUGGCCGGGGCCACCUACCAGGCUGUGGGCACAGUCCAGGGCACUACACCUGUUCUCCAAGCACUCAACGGAGCCGUCUUCAGGCCUGAGGUGCCUCUCCGACAAGGCCUGCCCCUGCUCAUGUUCCGGGCGCAGACCUCCAAUCCUGCAAUGCUGCCCACCAUGAUUGGCCUCCUGGCACAGGCAGACGUGCAGCUGCUCUCUUACCAGACCUCAAUAGCGUCCGAUGGGGAGACGUGGCAUGCCAUGGGCCUUUCCUCCCUGCUGCCCAGCCUGGAAGCGUGGAAGCAGCACGUAUCUGAGGCCUUCCAGUUCUGCUUCUAGCCUUGGAGCUCGCUGGUCGUCCCUCUAAUUGCCCACCAAGGUUGCUAGGAAGCCACAUUCCUGGGCUGACCCGGAGUACAGCAAUAUCCUUGGAAUAAAGAGCCUCCUUGGGUC